Messenger RNA from Plodia interpunctella (Indianmeal moth), 570 nucleotides. RefSeq names its product Ribosomal protein S30 (gene RpS30). The record is from RefSeq and is a predicted model, not a curated record. The coding region runs from base 129 to 521 and encodes 130 amino acids. Gene Ontology annotation, molecular function: protein binding; structural constituent of ribosome. Gene Ontology annotation, biological process: translation. Gene Ontology annotation, cellular component: ribosome; cytosolic small ribosomal subunit. NCBI's taxonomy places the organism in Eukaryota, Metazoa, Arthropoda, Insecta, Lepidoptera, Pyralidae. The transcript is spliced from 5 exons.
UCGCGUCACAUUUGUCCGACUUUGGCGUCAGUGUAGAGCUGACAUUUAGAUUAGAUAUCUGUUUUCCGUUUCCGCUUGCCAUCUUUGUUUCUUUUACUUGUCAAAAUUGGCUGAUAAGAAGCCUCAAAAUGCAGUUGCACAUCAGAGGACAAUCUACGCACGUUCUAGACGUCAAUGGCGAGGAGUCCAUUGGUCAAAUUAAGGACCGAAUUAGGACCCUUGCUGGUGUAGAAGCUGAGGAGCUAACACUGUCAUUGUGUGGUGCUCCCCUAGAAGAUGCAUGUCUGGUGUCUGAGCUCUCAUCCACAGAACUCGACCUCACAGUGCCACUGCUUGGUGGUAAAGUGCAUGGUUCUUUGGCUCGUGCUGGUAAGGUAAAGGGUCAGACGCCCAAGGUAGAGAAACAACAAAAGAAAAAGAAGAAGACUGGCCGUGCCAAGCGUAGGAUCCAAUACAACAGGAGAUUCGUGAAUGUUGUACAGACCUUCGGCCGUCGUCGCGGACCUAAUUCCAACUCAUAGGUUAUUCUUUGUAAUUAAAAUGCAAAUAUAAGAUCUUGUUUGCAAAGAA